GUUGUCCACCGGGACAUCUGCCCUAUAAAUACGAGGCCUGUCUGUCUCUGUCUCGAGGGGUCCUCAUCCGUGAGCACCUUGGUCGCACAUUCCCACCCCACCACCACCAAUAAUCAUCAUCACCAUCAUCAUCAUCAUGCCUUUGACCGGCCACUGCCUCUGCAAGGCCGUCACCUACUCGGCCGACGUCGACCAGCCCGCCCUCGUCGCCUACGACCACUGCGAUGACUGUCAGCGUCAGAGCGGCUCUACCUACUCCUUGGUCGCCGUGGUCCCCAAAGCCAAACUGACCCUCAACGGACCCGUCAAGAAGUGGACCGGCUACGGAUCCUCGGGCAAGGCCGUGCACCGGCUCUUCUGCUCGGAAUGUGGCUCCCCCAUUGCCCAUGACCCGGAUGCCGCCCCGGAGAUCAUCGCCCUCAAGGCCGGGACCCUGGACACGGAGAUCAAGAAGACCCUCCAGCCGGACACCGAGAUCUGGACCGUCAGCAAGCUGCCCUUCUGCCAGGAGCACCUGGCCAAGCCUUUCGAGCACAUGCCUCAGUAGGCAGUCAGUUGGCAGUUAAUGGACGGGGGAACGUGUUAUGACCGAGACGACGAAUAAUCCGAACGUAGUGAAUGAAAAUGUUGAUGAUUGA
This is a messenger RNA of Aspergillus heteromorphus CBS 117.55, 638 nucleotides long. Its product is annotated as GFA family protein. Lineage: Eukaryota; Fungi; Ascomycota; Eurotiomycetes; Eurotiales; Aspergillaceae. The record is from RefSeq and is a predicted model, not a curated record. The coding region runs from base 137 to 547 and encodes 136 amino acids. Gene Ontology annotation, molecular function: carbon-sulfur lyase activity. The transcript is spliced from 3 exons.